This is a messenger RNA of Pisolithus orientalis, 267 nucleotides long. Its product is annotated as serine/threonine-protein phosphatase 2A activator-like protein. Gene Ontology annotation, cellular component: cytoplasm; nucleus; protein phosphatase type 2A complex. NCBI's taxonomy places the organism in Eukaryota, Fungi, Basidiomycota, Agaricomycetes, Boletales, Pisolithaceae. The record is from RefSeq and is a predicted model, not a curated record. The annotation marks the transcript as partial. The transcript is spliced from 2 exons. Gene Ontology annotation, biological process: mitotic spindle organization. Gene Ontology annotation, molecular function: protein tyrosine phosphatase activator activity; peptidyl-prolyl cis-trans isomerase activity.
CUCCGGCCAAAAGCGAUCCACGAUAACGAGCCUGUUGACGAGCUUGCGAACGACUAUAUGUACCUUGCUUGUGUCAAGUUUAUCAAUUCCGUCUGCCUGUCCUUGUAUGUAUCACCGGCGGUCGUGGUUCUAACCAGUAUAAAAGCAUGGGAAAAGGUCAGCGCAGGAAUGAUGGAAGUGUACGCAGCGGAGGUACUAGGCAAACUUCCUGUCAUCCAACACUUCCUCUUCGGGUCUAUCCUACACGAGGGUCCUUCUGCGUCAUCU